This is a messenger RNA of Spodoptera frugiperda (fall armyworm), 2327 nucleotides long. RefSeq names its product terminal nucleotidyltransferase 4B. Gene Ontology annotation, cellular component: nucleolus; TRAMP complex. The record is from RefSeq and is a predicted model, not a curated record. Gene Ontology annotation, biological process: RNA 3'-end processing. The transcript is spliced from 8 exons. The coding region runs from base 362 to 2185 and encodes 607 amino acids. Lineage: Eukaryota; Metazoa; Arthropoda; Insecta; Lepidoptera; Noctuidae. Gene Ontology annotation, molecular function: mRNA binding; poly(A) RNA polymerase activity.
CGUACUAUUGUCUGCUAUUGUCAAAAUAGGCAUGGAAAUAUUCUACAAGCGGAAUUAUUAGUCUGAAGCAUAACAAUUCUCACUGAAUACUUGUAUUUUAUUUUUAUAUGCAAUUACUAAAAUAUCAUUCAGUGUUUUAUGGAGUCCAAUAUUUUUAAGUGUCUAAUUUGAGUUUAUAUCUAGAACUUAUUUUGCUAAGAUGGCUCCCUCUAGUUGCUGAAGUGUCAACUAUACGCGUGUCGUCCAUGUUCCGAAUGUGGUGUGACUUAUUUUUGUUUUGUGUUAAUUUUCAUUACGUUAAAAUAAAUGUGAAAUGCAACAGUAUGUGUCAUUCCAUAUAGUGGAACCUUGCUCCGGCUGAAUGGAUCCCGCCGUGGCGUGGUAUCAGCCCGAGCAGGAAGGACCCGCGAAGCGCCUGUGGCUUCGUAUCUGGGAAUCUCAAAGUGAUAUAGACAAAAUGAACUUGAAAAACUUAGAAAACGCUAACCCUAAUGUGAAUAAAGCACAGGACUUUAUACCAAUAAAUGAUGUGAACGGUGAAAGUAGGAAUAAUAAUUAUUUCAACCCCGCGCGGAGGAAAAUGAACGAUAACCGCGCAUCGACGUUUAACCUGAACAAAAACCACGAUGCUCUCAUCGGUGAAUACGGGGGUUGUCCGUGGCGGAUACCCAACUAUAACUAUAAGCCAGGGAUUUUAGGGUUGCACGAGGAGAUCGAGCACUUCUACCUGUACAUGUCUCCGACGGAGACGGAGCACCUGGUGCGGUCGACGGUGGUGAACCGCAUCCGCGGCGCCAUCAUGGCGCUGUGGCCGCAGGCACGGGUCGAGGUGUUCGGCUCGUUCCGCACCGGCCUGUACCUGCCCACCAGCGACAUUGAUCUAGUUGUCAUCGGUGAGUUCAGUCAGUGGGAGAAGCUGCCGCUGUGGACACUGGAGCGCGAGCUGGUGGUACAAGACAUCGCGGAGAAGGAGAGCAUCAAGGUGCUGGAGAAGGCCACCGUGCCUAUCGUUAAGAUGACAGACAAGUAUUCAGACGUCAAGGUGGAUAUAUCCUUCAACAUGAGCAGUGGAGUCAAGAGCGCAGAACUCAUCAAGCAGUUCAAGGAGAAGUACCCGGUACUGACGCGGCUGGUGAUGGUGCUGAAGCAGUUCCUGCUGCAGCGCGACCUGAACGAGGUGUUCACGGGAGGCAUCUCCUCGUACUCCCUCAUCCUCAUGUGCAUCAGCUUCCUGCAGCUACACCCGCGGCCCGAGCGCCUGCGCCAGCCGCACAACCUCGGCGUGCUGCUCAUAGAGUUCUUCGAGCUGUACGGCCGCAAGUUCAACUACGUCAAGACUGCCAUACGAGUCAAGAACGGAGGCUCCUACGUCUCCAAGGACGAGAUACAGAAGGAGAUGAACGACGGGCACCGGCCGUCGCUGCUGUGUAUCGAGGACCCGCUGACGCCGGGCAACGACAUCGGCCGCUCCAGCUACGGAGCGAUACAAGUGAAGCAGGCCUUCGACUACGGCUACAUCAUCCUGCAGCAGGCCGUGGGCGCCCACAGCGCGCUGCUGGCGCGGCACAGCGUGCUGGGCCGCAUCGUGCGCGUCACGGACCACGUGCUGCAGUACCGGCGCUGGGUGCGCGACACCUUCGAGUCCUACUUCUUCCCGCUGCGCCGCGCGCACCUCUCCUCCAGGGAGCCCUCGCCCGAGCCCUCCGACAGCGAGCCGGAGUGGUCGGACAGUGGGUCGCGUGCGGCCGGCAGCCCCCCCAUUAUCGCGGCAGUGGCGGGCCCCGCACCCCCCGGCGCGCCCGCGCCCCCCGCGGCGGGCGGCAGGACUUCGCCGCCGCCCCUGUCGGCGCUGCAGUGCUCGUCGCCCACGCCGCGGCGCGUGUCGGCGCACCAGAGCCUGAUCAUCCACCACAUCACCAGCAACUCGGACUUCAACAACAUUCCGAGCCUCGCCCGCUCGCGCCGCGCCACGCGCGCCGAGCCCGAGGAGUUCCCCGCGGGCGCCGCGCAGCGCUACGGCGACGGCGGCGCCAAGGGCCGCAACCAGCGCUCCUUCUCCAUGAAGCAGCGCCGCUACUCGUCCCCGCCCGGCGCGUGCGCCGCCGCGCCCCGCUACCGCGCGCCCCCCGACCGCCACAAGAAGCGCCGCGGCUCGCACGCGCACCACGCGCACCCGCGCUCAUAGCGCCAGUGGCGGCCGCGCCCCCGCGCCCCGCCCCGGCACAGCGCGCCCCGCGCCCCCCGCGGCCCUGGCCGGCGCCGCGCCCCCGCGACUACUACGCCACCGCACACCGGGGACCCUACUCUACAUUUGCACUAUUUACAGA